CAAGUGUCUUUCAGCAGAAGGAACUGGUCUGAUCUCUCCAGCCUGGCCAGGCAGAGGACCCUUGAGGACGAGGAAGAGCAGCAAAGGGAGCGUCGACGAAGGCACCGGAGCCUGCUGUCCUCCACAUCGACAGAUGAAGAACCUCUCAGCCCUGCGAAGGACACCAGCCCAGCUUCCAGCAGACCUCAGUCUCUGGUGAAGUCAGUGUCUUCAGAGGAUGGGGAAGAGCGAAAGCCUCUGGAGGUGCUGAAGACACAAGAAGGGAGAAGGACAAGGUGCCUGCAGCCUGUCUCGGAGAAGCUGAGACAGGAUAAGGAGCAGCAGGAGCCAGGAGUGAAACCACGCACGAGGCAGAGGAGCAUCCAGGCUGCAGAGAGGGAUCAGGAUGCAGCCAAGGGCAGAAAGGACCCACCAGGAGACCAGAACCCAGAGCCAGCCCCUGAGAGGAAGGUGGUGGUGAUGAGGGGAAGGUUCCAGGAGAAAGAAGAGCAAGGUGUGGGGACUCCUCACGGGGAGCAGAGAAAGGAGGUUCAGGGCCCGCCUGAAGUUGGCACCUGCCGCCUCCGGGAAGUGAAGAUCCUGACCAGGCAGGGAAGUCGCAGCACAGAGGAGAAGACAACCUCAUCUCUGGACCAGCAGCAGCCACCCAGGAAUCCCUCAAAGCAGGUAAUCCAGCUGUCUCCCACCCAAGCUGAACCUGCAGAGAAGCCAGACCUUUCUGCAACUAAUGUCACCUACAGCAGCUCCAUCAGAAGAACCAGCCCAAGGACUGUCUCUUUCCGGGUCAUCGCAAGAAAGCAGAAUGAGGAAAGCCAAAGUCCUCUCACAAGGAGUGCCAGCCUGAGGAUCCCUGGCAGCAGCAACACCAUUGGGGAGAAGCUGGAAAAGUACAACUCAGCUGUGCAGCGCUCGGAGGGGGCGAAAUCCUCGGUGCCUGUGCAGAAGAGCCGUUUGCUGCCCUCGGAGGGAGUUGCCAGCAAGCGCAACUUCUUCGAGUCAAGUGCUCCCAGCAAAGCUGAGCCGCUGGCUGCGAGGAAGGACAACCUGAAGAUCCCAGGAUCGGUGACAUCUCGCAUCAAUCUGUGGAUCAGCCGAGCUCAGGAGCCUGCCAAGGAGGAACAGAGCAAGGAAAUCAGGAGCAUCAACAGCCUGCAAAAGCGUGAUGUGUGGGUAAAGCAGCCUGGAAACACCCCUGGAGACACCAAG
Molecule: messenger RNA, 1206 nt
Organism: Acanthisitta chloris (rifleman)
Lineage: Eukaryota; Metazoa; Chordata; Aves; Passeriformes; Acanthisittidae
Gene: LAD1
Product: ladinin 1
Exons: 10
Molecular function (GO): structural molecule activity
Source: RefSeq, a predicted model, not a curated record